CCUCUCGCCUUCUCCGCAAACAUUCAACACACACUACAGAGUGAAAAAGCGACGACAAUGGAGGACUACUCCAACCCCCGAUCCUUCAGACACAAGCUGAAGCAAUCUCUCUGUUUCUCCUGCUGCUUCCGCCGCCGCAGUCGCCACCGCCUCCCCCUCGACUCUCCGCCGUCCCCUUCCGACGACAAUCCGGCCUUCAUUUGGGUCAAGACUGAAGGACCUCACGACCACUCCUUAUCGGAGGUCAAAGACAAGUGCCGCAGUCUGUUGGGUCUUUGCGGAGUAAAUCACAAGAGAUACUCGUCGGCGGAUUUUAGGUACGAUCCAUUGAGUUAUGCGCUGAAUUUUGAGGAUGGAUUUGAAUUUGAUGAUGCGGCGCCGUUGAAGAAUUUCUCCGCCAGACUGCCGCCGUCUCCGCCCCUGCCUGCUGCCGUUAGUUGAUAUUUUCUCGGAGUUCUUUUCUUUUCCGUUUCGCGGGUGAUUGUGAUGGGAAAAUUGAGGCGCACUAUUCAAGAAAAACGACCUUUUUUCUUUUGUUUUCUUUCUAGAUUGUGAAUCAGUUGUAAAUAUUAACUACGAUUCCCCCCCCAAUUUCUUGAUAUCAGAGUGCAAAUGAUUUUUCCAAUUGCUUCUUUUUCUCUUUCUAUUGUUAACUGGGAAUGCUAA
Molecule: messenger RNA, 666 nt
Organism: Sesamum indicum (sesame)
Lineage: Eukaryota; Viridiplantae; Streptophyta; Magnoliopsida; Lamiales; Pedaliaceae
Source: RefSeq, a predicted model, not a curated record